GGAGACUACAGCUGUACAUGACAACAUGACUCGAAGAACUUUUGUAAAAUGAAAACAGGCAACACUUCCUAUCAAAUUAGGAGGAUUUGGAAUGACAUCAGUUGAUGCUAUUGCUUCAUCUGCAUUUUUAGGAGGAUGGAUGCAUACUCUGUCAAACUUGCCUACUAGGUUCCCUUACUGGACUAACAAUGCAUCACUCUUGAUUUCAAUAAAUAAUAACUCAAAGAUCUCGACCGAUAUUCAUCAAGCUGUUAAGUCUACUGGUUGUGAUGAUUGCCAACAUCUAAGUGAGUUUGUCAAACAGCCCAAGAAAUUACAACAAAAACUAUCUAGUCAACUACAUGAGGCAAAUGCAAAUUCCUGCCUGGAAACUACAAUUUCACAAUCAGAUAGAGCUGCAGCUAAAUUUAGAUCAAUAAGAGGAAAGGGAGCUGGGUCAUGGCUGGAAGGCAUUCCUACUGAAGCGAUUCUUGCACUUAAACCCGACAAAUUUCAUUUGGCAGCAUCUCUGAGGUUGGACAUGCCUGCACCUUUUGUCAACUGGAACAUCCACUGUGAAUGUGGCAAGUUAGCAGAUGAAUAUCAUCUUCUUACAUGCAAACAUGGAGGUGGGCCUGUGUGGCAGCAUGAUGAAAUUGUAAAUGCAUGGAGCAUUUGUCUACAUGAAUUAAAGAUUCAUCACGAGAAAGAACCUUGACAUCGUUACUCUGGAAAUGAGAAUAGACCAGCCAUAGUUGUGUGUACGACUCUGGGUGUAGCUAUGACCUUGAUGCAGCCAUGGCUCAUCCUUUCAGCCAAGACACUUUAAAGCAGGCAGCUUUAGAGAAAGGUUUUGCUGCAGCAAGAAGGGAGGAAAGGAAGAUGAUCAAAUACAAAGACAACAACUUGCCGGCAAUACAUCAAGCCUCAAUUUCACUCCUCUGGUACUUGAACAUUUGGAACUUGGGGAUCAGAAGCUACCAA
Corticium candelabrum is the source of this 963-nucleotide messenger RNA. RefSeq lists its product as uncharacterized. The coding region runs from base 92 to 697 and encodes 201 amino acids. The record is from RefSeq and is a predicted model, not a curated record. The transcript has a single exon. NCBI's taxonomy places the organism in Eukaryota, Metazoa, Porifera, Homoscleromorpha, Homosclerophorida, Plakinidae.